AUGUUGUCCAAAGUUGCUCUUCUGAUUGCGGUUCUGCUGAUUUCUCAGCAAUGCUCUUCCUGGUCCGUCGAUUUGAACGACCCCACGGUUCAGGUGAGUGAAAUGAUUUCUCCCCUGCAGUAAUUGCAAAAACUUUCAGAGAUUUGCCCGUAAGGCCGUCGAAAUUGCCAACAAGGAACAUGACAUGAAACUGACCUUCCAUCAAGUCCUUUCAGCGGACGAGAUAGCUAUCAAUGGAUAUACUUACGAUAUAGUUUUGGAUGCGUUUGACAUAGAUACUCCUUUCCAGCUCCCUCGCUUCAUCAAAAUCAAUGAUACCGUUCUCGUCUUCAAAGGCAAGGAGACCCAUAAGGUCGUCCUUAAUUUUGUUCCUUCUUAA
This is a messenger RNA of Bursaphelenchus xylophilus (pine wood nematode), 379 nucleotides long. Lineage: Eukaryota; Metazoa; Nematoda; Chromadorea; Rhabditida; Aphelenchoididae. The record is from the annotation of a GenBank genome assembly.